Molecule: messenger RNA, 2244 nt
Organism: Rhipicephalus sanguineus (brown dog tick)
Lineage: Eukaryota; Metazoa; Arthropoda; Arachnida; Ixodida; Ixodidae
Product: cation-dependent mannose-6-phosphate receptor
Exons: 7
Coding region: 76-927 (283 amino acids)
Biological process (GO): protein targeting to lysosome
Cellular component (GO): endosome; Golgi apparatus; trans-Golgi network
Molecular function (GO): protein domain specific binding
Source: RefSeq, a predicted model, not a curated record
UCGCGACUCGCGAGCCUUCCGGCCAGCUUCAGCCGUUGCCUCGCAAUCGCAUGUCGGCCGACGUAAUAUGCAAGCAUGUUUUCGCGCAGCGUAAACAAUGAGUACCUACGCUUCUUACUGGUCGUGUUUGCAUUUCUGCCGUGUAUCGUAGCCGAAACACCGGGGUGCACCCUGGUAAACAAAGACUCGAAAUCAGAGAAAGCGCUUUUGGAAGGGCUGCACGACUUGAAGGGCGAAACAUUCACUGUCGAGGACAGGGUAGACGGUAAACUGAAGAACGUCUACGAAAUCGGCGUCUGUGCGAGCGUGAACAAGUCGGCUCCACAAGUGGGAGCCAUCCAGCACGUCAUUGGCGACAAAGCCAAUCAGACAGUCGUGCUAGGCCAGCUGAAUUCUACCACGCUACUCGGAGCUCCCGGGUGGACUCUAGUCACUUACAGAAAUGGAGAUCGCUAUAACGGAUCGUGUAACAACUCCUCACGAGAAGUCCAGUUUGCUGUCCUCUGCAGUCCAAACGAGCAUCACGGCACCCUUCAGAUUGCGUCCAGUGGCCGUGCGGGAGAGACAGCAUGCUCUUUCCUUUUUGUGAUCAGCAGCAGUGUCGUCUGUUCGAAGGAGAAACACGAGCAGCACCAUCAUGGCCUCAGCGGGGGAGCUGUAUUUUGCAUACUAUUUUUCACAGUUGCCGGCAGCUACCUGCUCCUGGGUUUCCUGUACAAGCGCAUUGUUGUCGGAGCAAAAGGCCUGGAGCAGAUACCCAACUAUAGUUUCUGGAAGGAUUGCGGCAACCUGCAAGCUGACGGGUGCAACUACAUCUGCCGCUGCCAGUGCGAUUCCUCCGACGAGCACCGUUCCUACCGGGACAUCGACGACAGGCCACUGCGCCCGGACGAAGACAGGGACGACCAGCUGCUGACCAUGCAUUAGCUCUCUCGGGUUCGUGUGCAGCAUGCAUCGCCAAGUACUAGAUGGGAGGGUGAGGGAGAAAUAGGGAGAAAAGGUUUUGACUGCACGCACAUCACAUAGUUAGUACUGUCGUUGUUACAAGGCUGCUAUUCCGUCAUUUAGAUUUUAUGCAUUUCUUGAAGCAGAGGUUUUAAAUAUGUUUAAAUUUGAUGUUUAUUGUAUGGCUGUUCUCUCAUAAAGCCUCAUGCAUGGCUGGUGUGUGUGUCCCACUACUAGAAAGGGGAGAAAGCAUGCCAGAGAUGACACGGCUCAGUUUGCAAAACAUACAAAGAAAAGCAGCGUAAUAACUGUCUCCGCAUACCUCACGUGAAUAAUUGUGCGUGUGAGGGCUUAAAUCAUUUUCAUACCUUACCUACAGGUAUAUGAGCAGGUUUCACGACAGCUAGAAGACUGGUAGAUGUGAUAGAGUGCAAGGGCAGUGUGAGGGCUCUUGUGGGGAGUUUUCUGAUUGGUCUGUGUCUGAUGAGUGGAGCUCCAUCACCAAUGUAAUGGCUAUGGAGGCGAAGACUACAUUGCUGGCAGCCCAGGGGAGAAUCCAGCCAAGCGACAGUGUCUCUCCUGGUGGAAGCUGGCAACAAUUAUGAGAUGGAACAGAAAGUUGUUGCCUGAACGAGGCGUUGCUGCCCCCAGAAUGGCAUCACUUCCCAGCUGUUUGUCGUUUCGUACAUGGUCUCCAGUGGCCAUGAAUGCCAGGGCCCUGUGCCUAGGCUUCCCAUGACACUCUGGCAAUCAUCAUGGUUGCUGAUCGCGGCAUCACAUAAAUUGCUCGUGCUGCCUGGAGAUGUCAAACACAUAGCAGUGUUAAUUGUGUGCAUGGAAGCAGCUCACAAUAAGCAUACUGCUGAGCUAAUGCUUCGCGUGCUUGUGUACACUGUACGACAAGGCUUCGAAACCUUCUUUUUUUAGUUCUUGGAGAAUUGAACCUUGUGGUAUAUUUGCACGUAUGUGGUACACGUGGCUAGAAAUGUAUAGUACAAUUGAUUUGGUUUUGUGGAACUAGGCACGUUCCUGCACCACACUGUUAAACUGCAGUCCAUAAAACCAGCACAAGAGCUGUAUUCCCAGCUCGGUGAACACCUAUUAGGUAUAGUACUUUCAUGCAACACACCGUCUGGUGCAACGCAUGACUGGAGAGACUGGAGUUCUGGCCACUGGUUUGGCCAAUCAGCAUUCACCGAACAUGUCAUUCCUGAAAGCGAUAAGUGAGAAUGCCCGCUCUAGAAGCAUAUAUUGCGGGAAAAUGGCAGCCUUGGCAGAAGUCAUUGCAAGGGUCCUUUA